Dalotia coriaria is the source of this 378-nucleotide messenger RNA. RefSeq names its product ATP synthase membrane subunit K, mitochondrial. The transcript is spliced from 3 exons. Bases 164 to 328 code for a protein of 54 amino acids. NCBI's taxonomy places the organism in Eukaryota, Metazoa, Arthropoda, Insecta, Coleoptera, Staphylinidae. The record is from RefSeq and is a predicted model, not a curated record.
GCACUACAGUUUUAUGUUUUGUCUCUUUCUUACACAUUGUUAAAUUUAUCAUUGAUCGCACACGUUUGUUCACAUUGCAUCCAUUCCUGCGCACCCUGAGCACAUUAUACGCUCAAUCGCAAAAUCAUUUUGUUCGUAAAACAACAAAUUUCCAAAGAACAAAAUGGCUGGUGGUGAUGAUGCUGCAGCAGCUAAGGACUUGAAGGGUCUGAGCAAAAUCUUUAAUGGAGCCACUACCAGAGGAAGGGCGCAUGUUGCAAUGGCCACCUAUGCAAGUGUAGGACUUUUGGUAGCUUAUUUCACCCUUAAACCCAAAUCCAAGAAGUAAUCAUGUAUCUAAUUGUGUGUAGAUUAAUAAAUAUUUGUUAGAAAUAUCAA